Molecule: messenger RNA, 2484 nt
Organism: Cuscuta europaea
Lineage: Eukaryota; Viridiplantae; Streptophyta; Magnoliopsida; Solanales; Convolvulaceae
Source: the annotation of a GenBank genome assembly
GAUUUUCCUUUCAAAAAUAACUUCCUCCGAAUUACACAUAUUAUCCCCAAAUUUAACAAUGAGGGAGGACAAGGGGCAAUGGGUUCUCCUGGUAGCAAUUUCAAGAAAGCUGUGGUAGCUUUCUUAUCACCCCUUCCCUCAAUCCUCUUCUACAACUCUUUCCUCCGGCACCAUUACAAUGAAGAAGAAUCACCUCUCUGGGAAUGGUGUUUUCAUCACUCUCUCCUACUUGCCCACAUUUGCUUCUUCUUGAAUGUCAACCUCCUCUUCUGGAUCAUCGCUCUUUUCCAAUCCAGCCACUGGAUGAUUGAUUUGUACUGGACGGUGAUACCUGUGUUGCUGGUGCACUACUACCGGAGCCACCCGUCGGGAGAGUACAACGUUUGGAGGUCGCUGGUGGUUGUGUUUCUGACGUGGGUAUGGAGUAUAAGGUUGACCCACAGCUACUUCCGCCGCGAGAACUGGCAGUGGGGCGCCAGGGAGGAUUGGAGAUUCACUGAUAUGAGCCGCAAGUACGGAAAGAAUUGGUGGUGGAUGUCCUUCUUUGCCGUGUACUUAUCUCAGCAGGUAAAGCUUUUUUGUAGCCGUCUAACUGUUCGCUGAAUUGCCUCUGAAAAUUUUAAAUUGGCGGAGACAUAGACCAGUUGAAGUAGGAGCUACAUAUAGCCCCUGGUUGCUGGGUGGGCAACCUACUGAGUACUGAAUACUGAUCACAGUGCCAGGACAGGGAAGUAAUUUGACCAUUAAACUUGAAUAACAAACUCAUAUGACCGUAUCUAUGAAAUUCUAUUAAAAGGGAGAUCCUUUUCAAUGGCUAAGUUGUAUUAGGAUAGAUUUGUUGACAUCGAAUAAUUAUUUGUGAUUAUGUGGUGAUGACGUAUGCAUAACAAAUUUUAGGUCUUGCUCCAAACUCACACGCACACAAACACUGAAACACACACACACACACAUUUGGGCAUUAUUCGUAUGUGACUAAAAAUGCAUCAAAUCCAUAUCUUUCAGGUCUAAUACAAUAUUUUUAGUGUUUUUAUAUUAUUAAGAUAUGUGUUACCCCAACCAUUAAAUAUUACAGAGUACAUUAUAUUCCAAGGUAUUACAUACAUGAUUAGUUAUAGGCUUGUAGCACAAAUGAGUUAAACACAUUUUUUUAUCACGAUGAUCAUGGACUAUUGUGUUGAGGAAUUUGUAUAUCAGACGGAGGUUUCUUGCAUUAAACCCCAAGUUUCAUUAUUAUUAGUAUUGAGUACCCCACAUAAAUUAUUUAUUGUUCAUUAGGUUUAUGUCUAUUACAUAAAAUGUCAUGUGAGGAUUCUCUUGAGAGGAGUUAUUCUCAACUUAUCUUGGUAUCAAAUACUUAGUCGUGGUUUUAGGGCGCCCAUCCACGCAGUAGUUUGGAGCAACCCGUCUAGGGGCCAGCUUGGGUGCAUUUGUAAACCCUCUCAUCUGUGCACCACUUGAUGGAUAGUAUAUGAGCGAGGUAACUUAAAUAGAUUUUUCAAGGAUGAAUUAUAUCCAAUUUAGGUAUUGAGUAGUGGGUAUCCGAGUAUCCGAUUAGUGGUUUGUCAAAGGUGGAUGUGUUAAUUCUCAUGCCGAUGAGUUGGGGGUCGGGUGAUGGAUUUAGGGUCCAAGGCCUCCCACCCGAACCCGCUCCAUUGUCAUCCUUCUUGACUACUAGUAGCCCACGAAAGUUUUGGAGUUUAAAAUUCCAAAUGGCUACUAGGUUUUGUUACCAACUUCAAAUGAUUCCUACUUAUGAGUUAUGAACGCCGUGGCGUAUGUGUAAUUUUAACCAUUCAGGUGUUUAUAAUGGGAAUAUGCAUGCCCAUGUACAUUGUACACUCGGAGAACAAGCCGUGGAACAUGUGGGACUUUGUUGCCACAUCCAUUUGUUCAUCUGGCAUCGCAAUUGCCUAUUAUGCAGAUACACAACUCCACAAUUUCGUCAGCAGAACCAAAUGGCCGAAAGAGCAAAAGGUUCCAAAUCUCCUUCUCGAUACAGGUCUCUGGCAGUACUCCCGCCAUCCAAACUACUUUGGUGAGCAGCUAUGGUGGUGGGGACUUGCCAUAUUCGCAUGGUGUAUGGGUGGUGUUUGGGUUUUUCUUGGCCCUCUCAUAAACAGCUUGUGCUUGGCAUAUGUCACUAUUCUCGUAGAGAAACGAAUGAUUAAACAGGCUCACAGAGCUGAAGCUUAUAGACUCUACCAGAAGACAACUUCAGUUUGGAUUACAUGGUUUAAGAAGUCAUCAUCCACCAGCGGAAAAGAUAAGAACUCUUAAUACACUGAACCUGCACUUUUAUUUCUUUUUUACUUUUUUUACUCAUACUGGGAUUUUAUUUGAAGAAAGACUUCUUCAAACUGUAAUGAGAACGGAGAUUGGAAUUGAUAAGCUCAAUGUGCAAUUUGGUACCAGAGUCAUUACAUAUAAAUAUAACAUUUGACCUUUUAUGGUUUUAUUUGAAUAGUAGUUUUCGAAAGACACUUA